AUGCUGCGCGUUCGCCAUUACAUUUUGGGCACCCCAGCGGUAGCCCUCCGUCAGCGGUUUGGUGCAUUGUUGUUUGGUCUUCGGCGACAGGCGACAUCCGCACCCAGUGGAGACUUUUCACAUGUCACACACAACACCGUGUGGGGCCUCUGGAAUGAAGGCAACCUUUUUUCCCUCUCUGUUCCUGAACUUGCGUUUUUCCUGCAGGAGCACUGCAAUGUGGCAAAUGUGGACCCACGUGCGAAGAAGAGCGCGUUGGUGCGACAGGUGGAGGAGAUCCUAUCCGCUGAGCAGGCGAACAUGACUGUGCAGCAAGAGGACAACCCUCACGCGGUGGUUGUGACGGACUAUGAUAAGGCGGAGGAGGGACUAGAUGAGGCCGAUGAAUACGGUGACUGGGGCGCCGAGCCGGGAUUUGAGGACAGGCGGGAAUUAGACUUUAUGGAGUUAAGUCCGGGCCGCAUGGGUGAACGGUAUGAGGCACUGACUCCUCGCGCCUAUCAACUUAUGCACAGCGAAAUCUCCAGCGAUGUGGGUAUUGCGUGCAUUGACCCCAGUAAACUUCCAGGUCAUAGCAAAGUGAAAAGUUGCCUGACACCUGUUGACGUGAAACCAAAUGAUGCAAACAAGAUGCAUUUUCGCAAUGCGUUUGAGUGGUGCCUAAUGAACAUUUGGAAUAUGAACAUGCCAGGAGAAUUAAACAUUGGUGCUGGAAAGGUGCUUUAUUACCGUCAGGUGGCAAAACAAAACCGCAAUGUCAUGCCGCUUUGGACGCUUCAAAAGCAUCUGUACGCGCAACAUCCAUAUGCGUGGUUUGCCAUUGCCAGUGAAUCCAAUGUAGCGGCCAUGGAAGGUCUUGCCGCCAAGCUCGGUAUGACACUUGUGCAGGAGCCUACAACGAGCUACAAAGUGAACAUUCGGCGUAUGAAUGAGUUUUUUGAUUGUGAGUUAAACGGACAGCUGAAGUGCACCAUGCUGAAUAAGCCGUGGGAUCGAUUUUUGGUCUCGCACUACGUUCGUAGCAAAAUGCCCGACCUGCGGUAUACUGUGCGAGCGCGGCACCCAAUCAAGAAGCGUGUGUCGGAUGCCUACUUGGAGGCGGAUAUCCUUCGCAGCACACGAGAAUCCGUCCAGUCGGUGCUCUCACCAGAGUUGGGUGAUGUCGUGUACUGCUGUGAGCGUGUCAUUCGAAAGUGGGCCAUGCGCACGGCGACAGGCGCCACUUUGCAGCUUGUUGAAACGAAGCGCACGCCCCUCAUCAUCACAAGGGCUGGCGACGAGGGCGAGCGGCUGGAGUACGAGUGGAUUGUUCCUUUACCGCAGCAGGCAGAACGUAUCGACGUGGCCUCCCUCACGGACGAGUUGUGGGAGUACGGCAACAAGCUUGCCGAAGCGCUGGAGGAGGGAAUGGAGGAGUUGAUGGCACACACCAUGUCAGCCGUCUCUGCCUACUGA
This is a messenger RNA of Trypanosoma cruzi, 1455 nucleotides long. RefSeq lists its product as uncharacterized. The coding region runs from base 1 to 1455 and encodes 484 amino acids. The transcript has a single exon. The record is from RefSeq and is a predicted model, not a curated record. NCBI's taxonomy places the organism in Eukaryota, Euglenozoa, Kinetoplastea, Trypanosomatida, Trypanosomatidae.